This is a messenger RNA of Dama dama (fallow deer), 5589 nucleotides long. RefSeq names its product oxytocin receptor (gene OXTR). Gene Ontology annotation, molecular function: vasopressin receptor activity; peptide binding; oxytocin receptor activity. Gene Ontology annotation, biological process: maternal process involved in parturition; female pregnancy; positive regulation of vasoconstriction. Lineage: Eukaryota; Metazoa; Chordata; Mammalia; Artiodactyla; Cervidae. The transcript is spliced from 2 exons. Gene Ontology annotation, cellular component: membrane. The record is from RefSeq and is a predicted model, not a curated record. The coding region runs from base 1 to 1179 and encodes 392 amino acids.
AUGGAGGGUGCGUUUGCUGCAAACUGGAGCGCUGAGGCGGUCAACGGGAGCACGGCGCCGCCGGGAACCGAGGGCAACCGCACCGUCGGGCCGCCACAGCGCAACGAGGCCCUGGCGCGGGUGGAAGUGGCCGUGCUGUGCCUCAUCCUGUUCCUGGCGCUGAGCGGCAACGCGUGCGUGCUGCUGGCGCUGCGCACCACGCGCCACAAGCACUCGCGCCUCUUCUUCUUCAUGAAGCACCUGAGCAUAGCAGACCUGGUGGUGGCGGUGUUCCAGGUGCUGCCGCAGCUUCUGUGGGACAUCACGUUCCGCUUCUACGGGCCCGACCUGCUGUGCCGCCUCGUCAAGUACCUGCAGGUGGUGGGCAUGUUCGCGUCCACCUACCUGCUGUUGCUCAUGUCGCUUGACCGCUGCCUGGCCAUCUGCCAGCCGCUGCGCUCGCUGCGCCGCCGCACCGACCGCUUGGCGGUACUCGCCACAUGGCUCGGCUGCCUGGUGGCCAGCACGCCGCAGGUGCACAUCUUCUCGCUGCGCGAGGUGGCGGACGGCGUCUUCGACUGCUGGGCCGUUUUCAUCCAGCCCUGGGGGCCCAAGGCCUACAUCACGUGGAUCACGCUCGCCGUCUACGUUGUGCCGGUCAUCGUGCUUGCCGCCUGCUACGGCCUCAUCAGCUUCAAGAUCUGGCAGAACUUACGGCUCAAGACGGCGGCGGCGGCGGCCGAGACUGCAGCUGGGGCUGAGGGCGCGGCGGCGGCAGACUGCGGGGGGCGGGCGGCUCUGGCCCGCGUCAGCAACGUCAAGCUCAUCUCUAAGGCCAAGAUCCGCACGGUCAAGAUGACCUUCAUCAUCGUGCUGGCCUUCAUCGUGUGCUGGACGCCAUUCUUUUUCGUGCAGAUGUGGAGUGUAUGGGAUGACGAUGCGCCCAAGGAAGCCUCAGCUUUCAUCAUCGCCAUGCUCCUCGCCAGCCUCAACAGCUGCUGCAACCCCUGGAUCUACAUGCUUUUCACAGGCCACCUCUUCCAAGAACUUGUGCAGCGCUUCCUCUGCUGCUCAUUCCACUGCCUGAAAGGCAGCCGGCCUGGGGAGACGAGCAUCAGCAAAAAGAGCAACUCGACCACCUUUGUCCUGAGCCAGCACAGCUCCAGCCACAGGAGAUGCUCACAGCCAUCCGCGGUGUGACUGAUGGGGCCAGGACCGCCCUCCUUGGCUUGGACUGUGCGGCAGCGACAGUCUGGCUCUUGGUGGCUAUGUACAUGUGUGUAUAAGGUACCUUUCAGUUUGUACCCCUCUGUACUUUGGGCAGCUGGAGCUGGGUGGGGAAGCAACCCCCAUGGAGAAAGAUGGUAUGGUGGCUCAACCAUCAAGCCAAGCCCUGGGUCUUCCGUAGGCUCCCACAGGUACUUCUCCUGCCCUGACCCCACUGCUCCCUUCCUUUAACAGUAAGUCCCCUACAUAAGAAUGAGUUCUGUUCUGAGAGCACGUUUGUAAGUCUAAUUUGUUAGUAAGUCUAACAAGGUUAGACUAGGUACCCAACUAACACAGCCAGCUCUAUAGUACUGUACUAUAAUAGGUUUAUAAUACUUUUCACACAAGUAAUACAUACAUAAAACAAAUGCAGAAAGUGAAACGUUUUCAGUCUUAUAGUAGAGUACCUUGAAAAGUACACCCGGAAUACAGGGGCUGGCAUGCCUCUUUGAAAGUUUGCAACUAGAAGGUUUGUGUGUAGAGGACUUACUGUAUUCUGGGAUCUUGAGAAAGGUAGUAAGUAUAAGAUUGGUGACCAGAUGGGUACAGAAGCCUAGUGUUCUGAGCUUGGGGUGAGGAAUAGGACCUUGCUGGUGGUGGUGCUAAUAUCCUCCUGGCCUCAAAGUGCUUUUGCCUUUGAGUGGACUGGUGCUAGCAUCCUUGAGCACCAACUUGCCUGAAGGUGGCCCUGGAACAGGGGAUUCUCUUAGGAGACUGUCUGGCACAGGCAGCCAAGUAAAACUUGGGUUAAAAAUGUUUGAUAUGCUAAUACUUAAGAAGUAUUUGGGAAAGAAAAAGGAAAUUAAAGGCAUCCAAAUUGGAAAAGAAGUAAAAUUCCUUGCAGAUGAUGCAAUUUUGUAUAUAGAAAAUUCUAAGGAAUUCAUGCACACAUGCACAUACACAAACCCAGUAAAACUAAUACAUGAAUUCAGGGUUGUGGAAUACAAAGUCAAUACAAAAAUCAAUUGCAUCUCUUUACCCUGGCAAUGAACAAUGUGAAAAUAAAAUUAAGAAAUAAUUCUGUUUAUAAUAGUAUCAGAUAGAACAUGAAUAAAUUUAAUGAAAGAAGUGCAAGACAUAUCCUGAAAACUACAAAGUACAGUUGAAAGACGUUGAAGUCGUAAAUAAAUGGGAUGACAUCCUAUGUUUAUGGAUCAGAGAUUUAAAUAUUGUUAAGGUGAAAAUACUCUUCAAGUUUAUAUACAGAUUCAGUGUAAUCCCUGUCAAAAUCCUAGCUAGCUUUUUUGUGCAAAUUGAUAAGCUGAUCCUGAAAUUCACAUGGAAAUGCCAGGACCCAGAAUAGCCAGAUAAAAGUUGAAAAAGAAGGACAAAGUUGGUGCAUUCAUACUUCCAGGUCAAAACUUACUAUAAGGCUACAGUAAUCAAAAGAGUGUGGUAUAGACAAAAGAAGAGGCAUAUAAACCAGUGGAAUGGAAUAGCCUUGUGUUUAUGGCCACUAGUUUGACAAGUGUGACAAGAGAAUUCAAUAGGAAGGGUAGUCUUUUUGGAAAAUGGUACCAGGACAGCUGGAUAUCCACAUGCAAAAGAAUGCAGUUGGAUCCCUACCUCACACUGCAUACAAAAUUAGCUGAAAGUGCAUCAACCUAAAUAUAAGAGCUAUAACUAUACUUAGAAGUAAGCAGGGAUGAAUCUUUGUGGCCUUGGACUAGGCCAUGGGUUCUUAGAUACGAUAACCAAAACAUAAGCCUAAGGAAGAAUAGAUAAAUUGGACCUCGUCAAUGGGGCACAAAACUUUUAUGCUUCAGAGGGCACUACCAAGAAAGUGACAAAACAACUCAGAAUGGAAGAAGAUACUUGGAAGCCAUGUACUCGUGUCUAGAAUAUAUCAAGAACUCUUACUUUUUUAUCAGUAAAAUGCCAAAUAACCCAGUUUAAAAUAUGAGCAACAUAUUUGAUCAACAAAUGAGUGAACAUAUUUCUGUAUCUUCUACAAAGGAAAGAUAUAAGUGGCUCAUAAGCACAUGAAAAGACUCUCAGUAUCCCUAUUCACGAAGGAAAUGCAAAUCAAAACCACCAUGAAAUAGCAGUGCACACCCACUAAGGUGGCUCUAAUCAAAGAGAUAGGCAAUGACAGGUGGGAGCGAAAUUGGAACUCUCCUCCAUCACUUGUGAGAAGGUAAGAUGGUGCAGCCACUUUGGAAAAUAGUUUGGCAGUUCCUCAAAAAGUUAAACAUAGAAUUACCAUAUGAGCCAGAAAUGCUAGUCCUGGUUUUUACUCAAGAGAAAUGAAAGCAUACACGUACAUGAAAACUUUUAUGUAAAUGUUUCUAGCACUGUGAUUUAUAAGAGGCAAAAAUGGAAAUAACCCAAAUGUCUAUCAGCUGAUCAAUGGGUAAAUAAAUGUGGUAUACCUAUACAAUGGCACAUUAUUCAACUAUAAAAUAAAAUGAAGUACUGGCAUAUGCUUCAACAUGGAUGAACCUGGGAAACAUAUUAAGUGAAAGAAACCUUGAGAAAAGUUACAUACUGCAUGAUUCCAUUUAUAUGAAAUGUCAAGAACAGGCAAAUCUGUGGAGACACAUUACAGCAUGGUGGUUACUAGGGGCCAGGAAAUGGGGUAGGUGGGGAGUGACUGCUAAGUUACAGGCUUUUUUGAGGGGUAGUGAAGAUUUUCUGGAAUUAGUGAUGUGUACAUUUUGAGAAUAUGCUAAAAACUACUGCAUUAAUACUUAAGAAAUAUUUACCAACUGAAUUUAGAGGCAACCAGCCUGAAGGAUAAAUUUCUUAGAAUCUCUUACUUCUCAGAGCUUUUGUUUCUGUGUGACUCAUCAUUUCAGAAAAAUCCAUAGUUUUCUUUGUUUUCCUGCGAGAGAUGGUGUUUCCGGUUUGACCAAAAGUAUCAGCAGUGAUAAUACCUGGUAAACAUGUUGUGAAAUGUCUUCUCAGCCUUGAAGCACAUGUGACCAUGUCCAGGAAACACCUUUUGCUAUUCAGUAUAGGAUGUUGUAGAUCAGAAGUUUUCCGACUGGGACUGGCCAGCUCAUUGGCACACUGGCACUCUUUUUUUGUUUUUUUGUGCACGUAUUUUUGGACUCACUGUGAUACAAGAGCGCUUCCUAAAGCCCCAGCUCUCCUCUCUCCACUUUCCUUUUCUCACUCUAUACUGCACUGUAUACACACAUACACACAAAAACACACUCGCACACAGUAGAAUGAGCUAGCAGGUCUUGAUGUUCAGGGAGAAGAGAAGCGUGUGCUGAAAUGCCAGUGUUCAGAGCCCCACCGUUUAGGACAAGAUCUCUAGUACUCACUGAAGACAGAGGACAGUGUCAACUUUGAACCCACAGGCAGGGCAGUGUUGCUGUGACAGGUGCCUAGUGUCAACACCCGCCAGUCCUGGGGAGCUAACCAGAUGCCAAUUUGGGGUCUCCGUGCCCACCUCAAGGACACCAGGGCAGCCUGGGUGCAAAUGCAGCGAUGGCGGGGCCUGUUAGCAUUUGAGCCUCUCUGCUCGCCGGCCGGAACUGCCCCAGUCUCUGCUGUCAGCUAGGGAAGUUGCCAUCCUAGCAGCCACCAGAGGCCACUGGGGAUCAAGGAGACACCGCAACUCAGGUGAUUUUUCUGACCACAGGCAUAACCUUGCCAAGAACCCUGGAGCUGCAAGGUUCUUGGGCAUCAGAACCAGCUGGGACACUUUCCUUAUUCUCUUGCUGUGGAAGCUGUGGUUGGAAUUUUGGUUCUCAUUAUGGCACAAGAGCCUGUUUUAUAGCCGAUCAGUGACAUUUGAUUUCAGCAGCACCACUGGCUACGCACCUCUCCCCUCCCAAUAUUCCUGGAGAACAUUUUCACAAUUGAUUGUUGCUUCCCCAACCCAAGCCUGGAAGAAGGCGAUUAGGCGUCUGGAAUUCUGCUUCAGACUGGGUUGUCUCUGUCUUCCUUCAGACCCAUUGCCUGAGGUCCUCCAGCCAUCUUUGCCUGCAGUUUCAGGACUGUUUACAAACCUAAUGCACCUAUUGGUACCUGGAGGUGCCAAUAAAUUGGAGCAUAAAGAUUUUCUUCUGGAAUGUUUCAUUAUUCUCAUGUUGAAAAGCGAAAUGCGAACACUUGAAGACUCUCAGCCUUAUUUCUUUAUGUGCCGAAAAAAAAUCUGCCACACUAUUUGGUCUUCUUGGGGGAUGGCUCUACAGGAUGUGACUGCUGGAGGCUGCCUUAAGAAGAUCCUGGUUUCAAAAUGUGUAACCUUUUGUGUUUAAUUGCAGCGAAAUGCCCCUAAGUGCAAAAUGUAAAUUCCUCGAUUUUGUUCUGCUUGGUGAAUUUCUAUGCUAUCUCCUGUCUGUGCCAGUUGGGGAAUGAUGUACCCGACAAUGAGAUGCCUGCUUCAGU